Molecule: messenger RNA, 3391 nt
Organism: Nicrophorus vespilloides
Lineage: Eukaryota; Metazoa; Arthropoda; Insecta; Coleoptera; Silphidae
Product: transient receptor potential channel pyrexia
Exons: 1
Coding region: 34-2955 (973 amino acids)
Biological process (GO): monoatomic ion transport; transmembrane transport
Cellular component (GO): membrane
Molecular function (GO): monoatomic ion channel activity; protein binding
Source: RefSeq, a predicted model, not a curated record
UCCGCCUCCGAAGACAAUUCGGCUACAGUUACAAUGGACAACUCGGGAUUUCAAGAAUCCACAAAUUCGUUGAAGCUGGACAGGUCAGUCAGUGUCAAUGCUGAAGUGGAGAGCUAUCCGCUCUACAGGACCCCCACAGGUAUGAUUCUCAGGAAGUGGAAGUGGACUCGUGGUGAACCUGCGGCGGUUUUGGAAGAAGACUUUCCUUCCGACGAGUUUGAAUACAUGGAAUGUGGACCUUCCCCUCCGGCUGAUCAUACGCCUAAUAUUUACGAGAGCUUCGAAGAAUUCUCGACGAAUCAUGAGUUGACAGUGCAAAUAUGCCAUGACACGAUUAAAAUGAACCUACUGGAACAUAUGAAGAGUUCAUCAGGUAGACAUCAGCUUUUGGAUGACAUUGAGAGUAAGAAAGUGCAGCAAGAUAAUUUAGACACAUUUUUCACUGGAGCUUCGAAAGUCGAAGUAAAUAUUUCGUUUUUAUGGGCAGCCUUCAUGAAGCGUUGGGAUUUAUUAGAUGGAUUACUAAAGCUGAGUGCUCAGAUGCAGUACUUCGAGCCAAACCAAGGGUUGAGUGCUCUACAUCUGGCAGCUUUUAGUGGCUGCUUGGCAGGAACCCAGUUUUUGAUACAGCAAGGUUGCGAUGUGAAUGCAACAUACAAGUGUUACACGCCUUUGCAUUGCUCUGCUUUCGGCGACAGCCCGGAGACGGCUAUGAUAUUAUUAAGUAGUGGUGCUAAAGUGAAUGCAUUAACGGCAUAUCCACUCGAUUGUCACGAGAGCGUAUUACAUUGCGCUGUUAGAGCAAAUGCAAUUGCCUGUGUGCGAUUGUUCACUGCACAAGGAGCGGAUGUAGGCCAAGUUGAAUUUGCCGGAAUGUCCCCGAUACAUUUAGCCGCCGAUCUAGGACACCCGCAGUGCUUGAAGAUUAUGCUAGAAGCUAAAGGGUCUAACCCGAAUGGGAAAACAAGAGAUAAAGACCUCACAGCCCUUCAUUUGGCUGCGGAAGGCGGAUACGUAGGAUGCAUCGAGCAUCUACUAGAUAAAGGUUGCGAUGCAAAUGUCCGUAAUUACAGAGGGCAGUCAGCACUGCAUUUUGCAGCCAGGGCACAAUCACUGGAUUGCGUCGAAUUGCUCCUGAGGAAAGGUAAUUGCAACCCUAACAUCCCCGACUUGGACCAGAGGACAGCCCUUCAUGCAGCCGUUGGCAAAGCUGCGAGAUCAUACGAUAUCAUAGAAAUCCUAAUUAACUGGGGGGCGGAUGUUAAUUGUAAGGACCAAUACGGAUACACACCGCUGCACAUCGCAGCUUUAAACGAACUUUCGCAAUGCGUCGAGGUAUUAAUUUACAACGGGGCCGAUGUUACUGCCAAAUCUAAAUUUGGGAUGACAGCCUUAGGGAUUAUUACAAGGAAAACUCCGGCCUCCUUGGCCAUGAUUACUCAAAAGCUCGACGCAGCAAUAACACUUCACCACCAUCCGGAAUCGUCAAAUCGAGAGGUGGAAUUACGUUUGGAUUUCAGAAGCAUAUUGCAGCAUUGCCAUCCUCGCGAAAUUAGUGUUCUCAAUACAUUUGUCGACGAAGGUCAAAAGGAAAUCCUACUGCAUCCACUGUGCUCCGCUUUUCUAUACCUGAAAUGGGAGAAGAUCCGCAAAUAUUAUAUUGCCCGUAUGCUUUUUUGCUUGAUUUUUGUACUAAGCCUAUCACUGUACGUGUUGACCGCUUUAGCUCAUAACUGCUAUAACCAUGGAAAGAACAUGAACGAGAGCCAACCUCAGAAUGUUAUUGAGUUGUGCGAGAAGAAAUCGAUGAUGGGGCACAUGCUGAGGAACAAUCCCUUUGUAAUAGAAAUGCAAUGGUUUGUCCUCGUUGGAAUCACCGGAUGCGAAAUACUCCGAAAAGUAUACGGUAUUGCAGGAUAUCCAACAGUCAAGCAAUAUCUCUCGCAUCCUGAAAACAUAAUCGAAUGGUCCGUAAUAGCCAGUGUUUUCAUAAUUUCGUUCAUUUACACAGGAAGAACCUACACUUGGCAGAAUCACGUUGGAGCUUUUGCUGUUUUAUUCGGAUGGACAAAUCUGAUGUUAAUGAUAGGUCAAUUGCCUAUUUUUGGAUCGUACGUAGCUAUGUACACCAGAGUCCAAGGAGAAUUUGCCAAACUUCUGCUCGCGUAUUCUUGCUUAUUGGUAGGUUUCACUAUAAGUUUUUGCGUUAUAUUUCCCGACUCGUCUACGUUCGCCAAUCCGUUCAUAGGUUUAAUAACGGUUUUGGUGAUGAUGACGGGUGAAUUGAGUUUGGAUCUGCUCGUCGAUGACGACCCAGAGGAUCCACCAUUCUUACUGGAAGUAAGUGCUCAAGUAACUUUCGUUCUUUUCCUUCUAUUCGUCACAGUAAUUCUAAUGAAUCUGUUGGUUGGCAUAGCAGUUCAUGACAUACAAGGCCUCCAGAAAACUGCAGGAUUAUCGAAAUUGGUACGCCAAACUAAGUUAAUCUCCUACAUGGAAUUGGCGCUAUUUAACGGAUAUUUGCCGAGAUAUCUGUUAAAUUUACUGCAUUGGACUGCACUAGUUUCUCCUAAAGCUUACAGAGUAGUAUUAAAUGUGAAGCCGUUAAAUCCCAGAGAGAAGCGAUUACCUCGCGAUAUACUAAAAGCUGCUCAUGAGAUUGCAAAGCAGAGAAAGAAUUAUGGUAAUACAAUUUCGUCUCAGGGCACACAGGUGUCCAACUAUACAGGUCACAAGUGGAUCAACAAUAACAUCGACCAAGGUAAUGACACAAUGGCGGAUUACGCAACCAGUCUUUCGCUGCUCCAGAGUAAUGUAGAAAAGAGCAGUGAACAAAUAGAACAUCUGAGCAGCGAAGUGCGCGAGCUGAAAGACGCUCUGCUGAACAAUAAUCAAAUCAUGGAGCAACUGACUAUCCUGUUGGCACCGAAGAAUGUCAAUUGUUCGAAUUGCUGAAUCGAUUUAUAAUAUGGUACGAAUUUCCAUCGUAAAUGCCUAAACUAUAGAAAUAGAGUUCUCCUCGUGUGUUAUGCGAACUAAAAAUUUCUAAAUUGUGAUAUUAGUAACGUAGAUAAUAUAUUUAUGGUUAAAAUAUCUUUUCACGUUUUGUUGUUUACAAGUAAUUAUGAGAAGAGUAAUUGUUUGGCCGUUCAUUGUGCACAAUUUGAUAAUCGUCUCGUCUACUUUUUAUUGUUAUUGCUUUAGUGUGAGCUUAACAUUUUACGAAUAAAGCCUCGGUAAACAACAUUUCCACUGAUCCUUUGUAGUUUUUCACGAUUGCGUGCGCGAAAUGACGGUCGCUCUGCUGUAUAAUAGAGACCUUCAUCAUAUAAUUAUUUAUUGUUAGUUUCCACAGUGCAUAGCAUAUAGUAAUUUGGAUAGUUUUAAUUUU